Molecule: messenger RNA, 4564 nt
Organism: Danio rerio (zebrafish)
Lineage: Eukaryota; Metazoa; Chordata; Actinopteri; Cypriniformes; Danionidae
Source: RefSeq, a predicted model, not a curated record
UUACUGAAUCCGCGUUAAAAAAAAAAAACUUCAUCCACUUCCAUCAACAAGUAUCCCAAAAUCAUACGAGUUCCCUCAUUGGCUUACUUUCACAUACGUCAGGGUUUAUGGGCGGCUCUCAUGCAAAUUUCCCUGCCCGAAUAUGGACAGUGUGGAAUGAAAGAUGGUAGAUAGAGUCAAACAUGGAGGACCGACACACAGAGUCAUGAGAGCGCCGCAAAACUUUUUGGAAAAGCUGGACGCAGGACUACCUGUGUCGAUUUGACCCGCGUUCGUUUCUUCGUCGUGAAGCUUUCCCUUUCCGAGAGCCGAUGGGAGUUCAACGUUUGUAAUGCUGUAGAAAGUUCCGAUAUAUUUGUUGUUGGAGUAAAGGCAGGGGGUCAGACCCCCCUACCGCCCCAGCAGCGAUAUGCCGUGGGUGAGCAGCUGUAAGCGGAGAGAGAGCUCGGAGCUGCCGCUGCCCCCGGGCUGGGAGGAAGCCAGGGAUUACGAUGGCAGAGUCUUUUACAUUGACCACAACACUCGACAGACUUCGUGGAUCGACCCCAGAGACAGGAUUACCAAGCCCCUGACCUUUGCUGACUGUGUGGGGGAUGAGCUUCCUCUGGGCUGGGAGGUGGUGUAUGACCAGCAGGUGGGCGUCUACUACAUCGACCACAUCAAUAAGACAACUCAAAUAGAGAACCCUCGUACACAAUGGCGCCAGGAGCAGGAGCGCAUGUUAAAAGAGUACCUAGUGGUGGCACAGGAGGCUCUCAAUGCCAAGAAAGAGAUGUAUCAGAUCAAACAGCAAAGACUGGAGCUGGCACAGCAAGAGAUGCAGCUCUUCAACCAGCUCACUCAGGAUGACAACCGCUCCAUCACCAGCUCUCACUCUGGUUCCUCUUCAAAUGCAAAAUAUGACCCUGACCAAAUCAAAGCGGAAAUCGCCUGUAGGCGUGAACGGCUCUCCAGACUCAAACAGGAGCUGGCUCAGAUGAGACAGGAGCUGCAAUACAAGGAAAUGGGAGUGGAGACCUUACAGGAAAUUGACCGGAAGAUGUCCAGCAGUCAGACCAACUACAAGUUAGAUGAAGCACAGGCCAUCUUCAGUGAGCUCCGCAGCAUUAAGAAGGCCAUCAGCACUGGCGAGAAGGAGAGGCAGGACCUCAUCCAGAGCCUUGCCAAGCUGACGCUGAACUUCUGUGACUCCAUUAAUGAGGUGACAAACAAUGCAGAAAGCCUGGCUGAUUCCUGCAGUGUUCAACAAUACACGGACGCCGGCUGCCAGACGGACCUCAUGGGAGAGUUUGGCAGCCAGGAGUCUUCUCUGCUAGCAGACCGAGUCAAACUCAGCUGGCAGUACGAAGAGGCCAAGAAAAAGAUGUCCAGUAUCCAGCAUCAGUUGGCUCAGCUGGAUAGUGAGAGCUGGUCUGGUCGUGCCGAGGCGGAUCGGGACUGGGACUGUCUGCAGCUGCUGAGGGAGAAAGAGACUCUGCUGCAGGAGCUCACUCUGCUCAGCCAACAGCAGCACUCGUCUGACACACUGCUCCAGCUGCAGGAGGAGAAGCGCCGGCUCCAGGACGAGGUGCAGAGAGCCCACAGCGCUCAGAGUCAAGGGGCCAACCAAAGGAUUUUACUGCAGGAGAAGAGGAAUGUUCUUAUGAGGCAACUAGAAGAGGCCACCCGCAUCACCACGUAUCUACACUCUCAGCUGAAGAGCCUGUCUGCCAGUAACCUGACGGUGUCCUCCAGCAGCAGCCGUGGUUCUUUAGCCUCCAGCCGGGGCUCUCUUGCAUCCAGUCGUGGUUCUCUGAGCUCUGUCAGCUUUACUGACAUUUACGGCCUGCCACAGUACGACCGAACAGAAGGCAGCUCUGACGUCCUGGACCCUUCUUUCCGCUACCUGCUCCCGUUGGAGAGCCACAGUUCAGGUUCAGCCUACGGCCCGAAACGGUCCCAUGACACACCGCAGUCUCUGACCUCUCUCUCCUCCCGGUCCUCGCUCUCGUCGCUCUCUCCUCCCAGUUCCCCCAUGGACACCCCAUACCAUUCGGCUCCGCAGGACUGCCCUCUGGCUCAGAUGACCGAGGAGUACAUGGAGGUGGCCAGCAGGGGGCUCUUGGCUGAAGGGCUGCGGACCCAGAGUCAAGCCCAGCAGCACACCACGCUUUCUGGGGAUGGAGAAGUGGGAAUCGCAGCCACUGCACACCUACUGGAGGGGAAGAGCCACAGAGAUGCUGCUCUUCAAGGAACACACAGCUCCACAGGAGUGACCUUGCGCUGUAAAAGUGCAAGUCGGACCAGCAGAAGAGCAAGACGAGUGUCUGCAGGGGUAAAUGAGGAUGUUUUGGCAACAGACAGCGGGGUAUUUGAAGCCUGGAGUAGAAGCAGGACAGAAGAAUCGGAAGAAGUCAGUUUUGCUCAGGACGUUACAGUUGCAGUCUCAGAGCCAGUUCAUAUUCAGAUUGGCCUUCUAUAUGAUUCAAAUAGCAGGUUUUUGCUGCUGCAUGUUCUUCAAAUGAGAAAUUUAAGCAAGGCCAGCAUUAGAGAUAGAUGGAAAGUAUUUGUGAAGGUUCAUGUUCUCCCGAUGGACUCCAGUCGGCCCUGCACUUAUUAUUGCUGUAAGGCACAGGAGCCUCAGUCUCUGCUCAGCUUUAAUGAGAGCUUCCGGAUCCCACUGAGUGUUGGAGGCCCCGGGGCCCAUGCCUUACAGUUCAGCCUCUGCACGCUUGGACCCCUGGCUCAGGAGGAGCUGCUGGGCUCUGCUCAGGUCUCACUGACAGACUGUGUAGGCAGCACAGAGAUGCUCUUCCAGUGGCUCAAAGUGCAGAUUCACAGCACAGAGAACCACAGGCCUGAGCACAGACGCCUUAGUCAACCCAACCGCAUCAUGGAUGAAGAAGAGGAGAAGAAUGAAGGCCAAGGCAAGCUAGAGGUGUCUGUGGUGAGUCAUUUGGAGGAGAUGAAGAAAGAGUUACAGAGGAGUGAAGAGGAACUGGAGAGGAAAGAAGAGCCGGGAGAGGCAGUUUCUGAAAGGAGUUGGCAGGCUGAAUCAGUGGACAGCGGCUGCAGUAACAGUACAGCGUUCGUCAUUCCCUGUCCUGAGAGUCUCUGUGGUGAAGGAAUCUGCCUGACUUCCGGGAGGCGCUGUCUCCAGCCUGCAGAGAGAAACCCAAUUAUAAAGGUGGACAAGGCGACCAACACAGAAGGUGUGUUUGCUGAGCCGAUGCGUAUGCGACCGAAGGAAAGGACAGGCCGCUGGGGUCACAGCUCCCCCUUUAUGCGCAGCAGCACAAUAGUCAGAUCUCAGACCUUUUCACCUGGAGCCCGCAGUCAGUACGUCUGUAGGUUGUACAGAAGUGACAGUGACAGCUCUACUCUACCAAAGAAAUCCCCCUUCAUCAGAAACACUCUGGAGCGACGGACUCUGCGCUAUAAACAGUCUCACCGCUCGUCUCUGGCAGAGCAGCCCACUCGCACCUCUCUGGACCUGGAGCUGGACCUCCAGGCCUGCCGGACGCGACAGAGGCAGCUGACAGAGGAGCUGGCAGCUCUGAGGGAACUCAAACUGAGGCUGGAGGAGCCCAUGCAGGGCCCCCGUGGCCCAGCUGACCUCCCACACUGGGCCCUACGGGACGAACGCUUCAGAAAUCUGCUGCGGGAGGCCCAGAGACAGUCGAAGCAGACGAGGCAGGAGCAAAGGCAGGAGGAGGCUGCUGAGAGGAGGUUGAGAAAGGCUUCAAAAGAGGUCUUACAAAUGAGGGGCCAGAGCCACAAAGAGCCCCUUCCUGUGCAGACAUUCAAGGAGAAGAUGGCUUUCUUUACAAGACCAAGAUUCAACAUCCCGCCUCUGCCAGCUGACGACGUGUGAACGCCACACCAUCAAAUAUGAAGAAUCUGUCUGUUUUUUGUACUCAUGCCCAUGAAGUAAUUAUAGAUCAAAAGUGUAGUUAUUUCAGCACAAAGAUGAAAACUUAUUUGAUAUGCAACUUUUGAAAAACAGAACGCUGUAAAAAAAUUAGCGUGUGUAUGUGUGAUUGUGCGUGUGCGCGUGCAUGCGUGCCUAUGUGUGUGUGGUUGUGAGUGAUGGUGAGUGUGUGCGAUAGUACUAAUGAACACAUACACCUAUAUUUUAUGUAAUUAUUGACAUUUUGGCAAAAUGUUUCCUGCUUGAUUAAAGUGGGGAAUGAGUGUUUUAUAAAAGAACAAAGCAUCUUUUUACUCCUGUACAUUGUACUUCUGAUAUUUCGAUGUCUACGCUUACUUAAGGCUGGAAGACGGGAACAAAGUCAGUUUAGACAAAUUCACUGUACUGUAACUUAUUUUAUAGUACUUUUCCUUGAAGGAAAUAAAAAAUGCUCCCUGCUUUUAAUGUAUUUUAUAAAGCUUAAAACAAAUAGCACUUACUGUAAGUGUUUUUUUUUUUUUUUUUGGACGUACAGUAGAAUGGAAAUUUUGGCUGAUUUUGUUUCUGUUACCUGAUUCUUUAAAGUUAUUUACUUAAGAAUUGUCACUUUUUGAUCUUUUGUUGCAGUUGUCAUUGUCCCUUGUGCUGUUAUUCUAUUAAAAUUAUUAAUAUUAA